AGAGAUACUAUAUAAGUCCUUUUCACAGGCUACCCUCAGAACAACCUCGGGAAUGAAAAGGAAAACUUGUUUUUAACAAGAAACAACCAAAGAAAAUACACACGAGAAGAGGAACGGAUUGUUGUAUUUUUUUAUUCUACAUUUAUUCAUUGUUACUGAUUUUUUAAAUUUUCUCUCAGUUUACAUUCAUUUUGGGAAAACCUCAAAGAAGCUAAGGAGAACAAAAGAACAUACAACUGUUUCAAGAAUAAAUCUACUUGUGUCUUUAAAAAAAGAAAACCUCACAAGUUGCUAUAGGAACAGGUGACACAGACCACCCAGGGGUUUAUUUGCCUGUUCCACAGCCUAUCUACUUGUAUUUAACAUUUGACGCCCGCCGCCCUUCUACUAUGGUGAUAAUGGAAGUCCCCAGCAUCGAUGCCAUGUCCCUCCGCGGGCUGCUGGAGGGGGAAGACCCGGGCUGUCUGGUCCUGGACUGCCGCUCAUUCUUCUCCUUCAACUCCUCUCACAUCCCCGGGUCCACCAACGUCCGCUUCAGUACUAUAGUCCGCCGGAGGGCCAGAGGGGGGCUGGGGGUGGGACACAUCGUGCCCAACGAGGACACGCGGAACCGGCUUCUCUCCGGGGAGUAUCAGUCGGUAGUGUUUCUGGAUGAUCGGAGUUUGGACUUUGGCCAAGUGAAGAAGGACGGGACUCUAAUGCUCGCCGUAACAGCGCUGUGCCGAAACCCGUGUGGGACUAGUUUCUUCUUUCUCACAGGUGGUUUUGACACGUUCUCCUCGGAGUAUCCAGAGAUGUGUACCAAGCCGUCAGCUCCACAGGGACUCAGUCUGCCCCUCAGCGCCCGUCCAGACAGCGCCGAGCCCGGCUGCAGUCCAUGCAGUACACCGCUCUAUGACCAGGGUGUUCCAGUGGAGAUCCUUCCCUUCCUCUACCUGGGCAGUGCCUACCAUGCCUCCAGAAAGGACAUGAUAGACAUGCUGGGUAUCACUGCUCUCAUCAACGUAUCAGCUAACUGCCCCAACCACUUUGAAGAGUCCUUCCAGUACAAGAGUAUCCCCGUAGAGGACAACCACAAGGCUGAUAUCUCCUCCUGGUUCAAUGAGGCUAUAGAGUUUAUCGACUCCAUCCGUAAUAAAGGUGGUCGUGUGUUUGUCCACUGCCAAGCCGGCAUCUCCCGCUCCGCCACCAUCUGUCUGGCCUACCUGAUGAGGACCAACCGCGUGAAGCUGGACGAGGCCUUUGAGUUCGUCAAGCAACGCCGCAGCAUCAUCAGUCCUAACUUCAGCUUCAUGGGCCAACUCCUACGGUUUGAGUCCCAGGUCCUGGCUACUUCAUCCUGCUCGUCGGAAGCCGGGAGUCCUGCCCUGGGGAAGAGCAGUACGGUCUUUAACUUCCCCGUGUCUAUCCCCGUCCAUGGCUCUGCUGGACACGGACAGCUCUCCUUCCUCCACAGCCCCAUCACCACCUCACCAAGCUGCUAAGGGGAAGAGUAGGAUCAGAUGGAGGGCUGUCUGUCUUAGCCUGGACUUGAACUGAACUGUCACUAUUGGUGUCGAGUCGUUGUGAAUACUAGUACUGUACUGUAACAAUACUAGUAGUGACAAUACUAGUAGUGUACUGUAACAAUACUAGUAGUGUACUGUAACAAUACUAGUAGUGUACUGUAAAAAUACUAGUAGUGUACUGUGACAAUACUAGUACUGUACUGUAACAAUACUAGUGCUGUACUGUAACAAUACUAGUAGUGACAAUACUAGUAGUGUACUGUAACAAUACUAGUAGUGUACUGUAACAAUACUAGUAGUGUACUGUAGCAAUACUAGUAGUGUACUGUAACACUACUCGGAGUGUACUGUAACAAUAAUAGUAGUGUACUGUAACAAUACUAGUAGUGUACUGUAACACUACUCGGAGUGUACUGUCAGUGUCACUCAACUACAGGUGACUAAGGAUUGAGUUUUGGAUAGACAUUGAGCUCUAGAACUGAUGGAACCCUUAUUGUUGCCCUUCCUGGUGUAAAGGUCAUAAAGAAGUGAUCUUGGCAUCACAGGACAAAAGGGAUCACUUUUGGAGAGACAAACCAAGUGACCUAGUUUAUGGGUUAAAUACACAGGUCUGCCCCAUCGCCUUAAAAGGAGUUUCUCUGGCUACCAAUAUGGCAGUAUUGUUAUCACAGCAUCCUCUUCUGAAGGUGAAUGAUACCCACAGAUCUGCCUAGAAUACCUCAACUUAUAGGAAGAAACAGAGAAGUCAAUGGCUGAAGGUGAAUGAUACCCACAGAUCUGCCUAGAAUACCUCAACUUCUAGGAAGAGACAGAGAAGUCAAUGGCUGAAGGUGACUGAUACCCACAGAUCUGCCUAGAAUACCUCAUCUUAUAGGAAGAAACAGAGAAGUCAAUGGCUGAAGGUGAAUGAUACCCACAGAUCUGCCUAGAAUACCUCAUCUUAUAGGAAGAGACAGAGAAGUCAAUGGCUGAAGGUGACUGGGGGAAAGGGUCAAUUCUUUAAAGGAAGUUAGACGUAUUUUAAUGAGAUGAAGAGAAGAAAUUGUAUUCAAAGAACUUUGUCAAGUAUGCAAAGUCAUUUAAUGAGAGUGGUCAGCUUUUCAUAAUCACAAUAGCAAAAUGUACCUGCCACAACUCUACUCAAAAUGGGCAAGUAAACCCUCCCUUGGUUACUCACAGAC
This is a messenger RNA of Oncorhynchus mykiss (rainbow trout), 2689 nucleotides long. RefSeq names its product dual specificity protein phosphatase 1. Gene Ontology annotation, biological process: endoderm formation; protein dephosphorylation; negative regulation of p38MAPK cascade. Gene Ontology annotation, molecular function: MAP kinase tyrosine/serine/threonine phosphatase activity. Gene Ontology annotation, cellular component: nucleus; cytoplasm. NCBI's taxonomy places the organism in Eukaryota, Metazoa, Chordata, Actinopteri, Salmoniformes, Salmonidae. The record is from RefSeq and is a predicted model, not a curated record.